ACGUUGUUGCCUUUCACACCCUCUAUUAUACUAUUCAGCUGUUCACACUUCACAUCAUCCUUCUAAAUAUAACUGUAAGCUCUUCUGUGUAUAUAUAUAUAUAUUUCCAUUCUUGCUUAUGACCUGCCUUGGUUGAAGAACACCCAGUUUUGAUUAUCACUACAAAGUUAAGGUCUUCGUUUUCUGACAGAAUCCUGAAGAAUACCCAGCAAGUAAACAUGACUAAUGUUUAUGAAGGAGAAUCACCUUCAAGGCUUGAGGGAAAACUGAGUGCCAUGAUUGUUUGUUGGAUUCUGGGAUUUGGAUCUCUAAUCUCUUGGAAUAGUAUGCUCACAAUUGGAGAUUAUUAUUAUAAUUUGUUUCCUGACUACCAUCCUUCAAGGGUGCUUACUCUGGUUUAUCAACCCUUUGCCUUUGGAACAAUGUCAAUAUUGGCAUACAACGAAUCAAAGAUUAAUACUAGGCGGAGGAACAUAUUUGGAUACUCACUUUUCGUUGCAAGUACUUUCAUGCUCUUAGUGUUAGAUUUAGCUACAUCAGGGAGAGGAGGACUUGGAUCUUUCAUUGGUAUAUGUGUUAUUGUUGCUUUUUUUGGAGUUGCAGACGCCUGUGUUCAAGGUGGAAUUGUUGGCGAUUUGUCUUUCAUGCUCCCUGACUUUAUCCAGUCCUUCUUUGCUGGUUUGGCUGCAUCUGGUGCCUUGACCUCUGCUUUAAGGCUUAUCACAAAAGCAACCUUUGAAAAGUCUAACAAUGGUCUUCGUAAAGGGGCAAUGUUGUUUCUAGCUAUUUCUACAUUAUUUGAGUUCCUAUGUGUCCUAUUGUAUACAUAUUUCUUCCCCAAAUUGCCAAUAGUGAAGUACUUCCGCUCUAAGGCAGCUUUAGAAGGAUCAAAAACUGUUCAAGCUGAUCUUGCGGCUGCUGGUAUCCAAACAAAAGAAGACCAUAAUGAACAGAAUGAGAGGCUAAGCAACAAACAAUUAUUCAUUCAAAACAUAGAUUAUGCGCUUGACCUGUUUCUAAUAUACGUCUUAACACUAUCGAUUUUCCCUGGAUUCUUAUACGAAAACACUGGUGAACAUAAGUUGGGUACAUGGUAUUCACUUGUGUUGAUAGCAUCUUACAAUGUGUGGGAUUUGAUAUCAAGAUAUCUUCCCCUUGUGAAAUUCUUGAAGAUAGAGUCAAGGAAAGGCCUUACGAUUGCAAUACUUUCUCGUUUCUUACUGAUCCCUGCCUUUUACUUCACUGCCAAGUAUGGUGAUCAAGGAUGGAUGAUAUUGCUCGUAUCAUUCCUGGGAUUAACAAAUGGUCACCUUACGGUCUGUGUGAUGACUGCAGCACCUAAAGGUUAUAAGGGGCCAGAACAAAAUGCCUUGGGUAAUAUACUAGUGCUAUGUCUAUUACUUGGGAUAUUUGCAGGGGUUUCUUUGGAUUGGUUGUGGCUCAUUGGUAAAAAGAAUGCCUUUUAAAAGAUUCAAGGCUUAUGUUGUUAAAUGAUGUAGAAAUUUGAUUUUUCGCAAAUGCUGAAAUAUUAGAUUUUAUCUUUUAA
This is a messenger RNA of Gossypium raimondii (Peruvian cotton), 1546 nucleotides long. RefSeq names its product equilibrative nucleotide transporter 3. The coding region runs from base 219 to 1466 and encodes 415 amino acids. The record is from RefSeq and is a predicted model, not a curated record. Gene Ontology annotation, cellular component: plasma membrane. The transcript has 9 exons. Gene Ontology annotation, molecular function: nucleoside transmembrane transporter activity. Lineage: Eukaryota; Viridiplantae; Streptophyta; Magnoliopsida; Malvales; Malvaceae. Gene Ontology annotation, biological process: nucleoside transmembrane transport.